Messenger RNA from Botrytis sinoallii, 1110 nucleotides. RefSeq lists its product as uncharacterized. The transcript is spliced from 4 exons. NCBI's taxonomy places the organism in Eukaryota, Fungi, Ascomycota, Leotiomycetes, Helotiales, Sclerotiniaceae. The record is from RefSeq and is a predicted model, not a curated record. Bases 1 to 1110 code for a protein of 369 amino acids. Gene Ontology annotation, molecular function: monooxygenase activity; oxidoreductase activity, acting on paired donors, with incorporation or reduction of molecular oxygen; iron ion binding.
AUGGAUCCUAUUGUUAUACAAACUGUACUAGCCCUCGAAGUUGAUAAGUUUGGAGUAGCACCUAUGAAUCACCCAAUGUGUUCACCACUCCUUGGUGAAGGCAUCAUGACAGUCGACGGUCACGCAUGGAAGAAAUCUCGUUCGUUACUCAACCUAGUGUUUACCAAAGCUCAGGUAUCAGAGCUGUCUAGCUUAGAAGCCCAUGUCAAAAUAUUCAUGGAUCUCAUUCCUCGAGACGGGACUACAAUCGAUAUGCAACCACUAUGCAAAAAGCUUUUCCUCGAUAUCUCUAGCGAGUUCGUAUUCGGAAAAUCUGCAAAUUCUCUUUCGCCUGAAAAAAGCAGCACCGUUGGUCAUCGCCUGGUUCAUUUAUUCGAUGAGGCACUUGUGAAGAUGUUCCAACGAUAUAUCCUUGGGCGAUUUAAGUUUCUUAUCGGGGAAAAGAAAUGGUUUGCUCAAUGUGCGGAAGUUCAGGACACAGUUGACGAGCUUAUCGACGAAGAAUUCAAAAAUCAAGCUGCUGCGGCAAAAGAAGCUGGGAUUCUCAUGGGAAAUAUUAUCUUCAUGCUUGCACGACAUCCCCAAGUAUGGGCAAAGCUUCGGAAAGAAGUUCUCGAUAUCGGAGAUCAGAAGCUGACAUUUGAACUACUCAAAUCGCUCAAAUAUGUACAGGCUGUUAUAAAUGAAACACUCCGUCUCCAAUCCCCCGUUGGCGGAAGUUGGAAAACCUGCCUAGUACCUUGUAUCCUCCCCCACGGAGGUGGCCCCUCAGGCAAAGAACCUAUCCUUGUUGAACCAAGAGACGAAAUGCGUAUGUCUUUCACACCACUCCACACUGAUCCGGAUAUAUGGGGCGAAACUGCAUUGGAUUUCUUACCGGAAAGAUGGGCUGGACUCAAACAGAGUUGGAAUUACAUACCUUUCAUGGGAGGUCGACGUAUAUGCCCAGCACAACAAAACGCGCUUACGGAUGUUGCUUUUGUUUUGGCAAAGCUUGCGAGAAACUUCAAAGUGAUUGAAAAUCGGGGUCCGCAUCUGGAAUAUGUGGACAAGAUUGUGUUUACCAGAGAAUGUGCAGAUGGAGUUCAAAUCGCUUUUAUGCCAAUUUAG